Molecule: messenger RNA, 1545 nt
Organism: Alosa alosa (allis shad)
Lineage: Eukaryota; Metazoa; Chordata; Actinopteri; Clupeiformes; Clupeidae
Gene: bub3
Product: BUB3 mitotic checkpoint protein
Exons: 8
Coding region: 268-1248 (326 amino acids)
Biological process (GO): mitotic spindle assembly checkpoint signaling
Cellular component (GO): bub1-bub3 complex; kinetochore; mitotic checkpoint complex
Molecular function (GO): ubiquitin binding
Source: RefSeq, a predicted model, not a curated record
CUCUGGUAUAGGCUACUUACUUAGACAGCACACUAGGUGGCGAUAAGAUAACUCUACAAAGACAUAUCACUCACUUUAAAUUAAAAGAAGAAGAAGCGGAAGAGGAAAGAGGACAGUGAUGUAAAAUCUUUGACCAAUCCAUUCAUUUGAAAGUGAGAGAGCCCGCACGGAAGUGGUUUAAAACAAAACGAUUGCGCCUUGGGAUAUCGUUUCUGGUCGAAGCUGUUGAAAUAGUUUUUGUCCGCUACAGCAGCAAUCUUUUGAACGAUGACUGGGUCAAAUGAAUUUAAGCUCAACCAAGGUCCUGAAGACAGUAUUUCAGCUGUGAAAUUCAGUCCUAGUACGGCACAGUUUUUACUGGUCUCUUCGUGGGACUCUACUGUACGUCUGUAUGAUGUUGGGAGCAAUUCUAUGAGAAUGAAGUAUCAGCAUCUUGCCCCAGUGUUGGAUUGUGCCUUUUAUGACCCCACACAUGCCUGGAGUGGGGGCUUGGAUGCGCAGCUGAAAAUGCACGAUUUAAAUACAGAUCAAGAUACUAUUGUUGGAACACAUGAUGCACCAAUUCGCUGUGUAGAGUACUGCCCAGAGGUCAAUGUCAUGGUAACAGGCAGUUGGGACAGGUCAGUUCGACUGUGGGACCCAAGGACCCCAUGCAAUGCUGGAACCUUUACCCAACCUGAAAAGGUUUACACUCUGUCAGUUGCUGGAGAUCGACUUAUUGUGGGAACAGCUGGAAGGAGGGUGCUUGUAUGGGACCUCAGAAACAUGGGUUAUGUCCAGCAGAGAAGAGAGUCUAGUCUGAAGUAUCAGACUCGUUGCAUCCGUGCUUUUCCAAACAAACAGGGUUAUGUUUUGAGCUCAAUUGAGGGAAGGGUGGCUGUGGAGUAUCUGGAUCCCAGUCUGGAAGUGCAGAAGAAGAAAUAUGCAUUUAAAUGUCACCGUCUGAAGGAGAAUGGCAUUGAGCAGGUCUACCCUGUCAACGCUAUCUCUUUUCACAGUAUUCACAACACCUUUGCCACAGGUGGUUCUGAUGGCUUUGUGAACAUAUGGGAUCCCUUUAACAAGAAGCGUCUGUGCCAGUUCCACCGCUAUCCCACCAGCAUUGCAUCUUUGGCUUUCAGUAUUGAUGGAAGCCUCCUUGCAAUUGCUUCAUCUUAUAUGCAGGAGCAGGGUGAUAUCACACACCCAGAGGAUGCCAUUUUUAUCCGACAGGUCACAGACGCUGAGACCAAGCCAAAGUCAACUUGAAUGUCUCAUGGAUAACCAAUCUCUUGGUCACCUGUUGUCACCCAAUUUUGCCUGUUUUUCCCCUUACACUAUUUUUACUCUUUUUUUUCUGCCUCUGUCAUACUGUAGAAUAUGUUUAUUCUCUCCUCUCUUUUUAUUCCCCAUAGUUUGCCAUUUGAAAGACUACUUGUAUAUCGAUUUAGUGUUUUAUGUAUAUCUACUUAGUGUUUUGUGUACAUUUGCAGACUCCAUGCUGCUCUGGCAUCACUCUUACUUGAGUGUUUCCUGGUUUCCAACAAAUAAACAACUGAAAUAUAA